This is a messenger RNA of Lutra lutra (Eurasian river otter), 3348 nucleotides long. RefSeq names its product DnaJ heat shock protein family (Hsp40) member C27 (gene DNAJC27). The transcript is spliced from 7 exons. Lineage: Eukaryota; Metazoa; Chordata; Mammalia; Carnivora; Mustelidae. Gene Ontology annotation, molecular function: GTP binding; GTPase activity. The record is from RefSeq and is a predicted model, not a curated record. Bases 195 to 1016 code for a protein of 273 amino acids.
UCUGCUCCUACCCCCAGUUCCCAGAGCUCCCAACCGCCCGCGCCCGCUGCUAGGCAGCGGCGGGGAUGGCGAGGCGCGGAGCCGGGGCGGUGACGAUAGCAGCGAGUCCACCAUUGGACGAGGAGCCCUGAGGGACGGGCCAGCCUGGUGAACAAGGAGAUAGCGAGGCGGGUGGCCCCGAGAGAGCGAGGGCAAUGGAGGCCAACAUGCCGAAGCGGAAGGAGCCUGGCAAGUCCCUGCGCAUCAAAGUCAUCUCCAUGGGCAACGCUGAAGUGGGAAAAAGCUGUAUUAUAAAACGAUACUGUGAGAAAAGAUUUGUGUCUAAAUAUCUUGCAACCAUUGGAAUUGACUAUGGAGUCACAAAGGUACAAGUCAGAGACAGAGAAAUCAAAGUUAACAUCUUUGAUAUGGCUGGCCAUCCCUUCUUCUAUGAGGUUCGUAAUGAGUUUUACAAGGAUACACAGGGUGUAAUACUGGUCUAUGAUGUUGGGCAGAAAGAUUCCUUUGACGCCCUUGAUGCGUGGCUGGCAGAGAUGAAGCAGGAUCUUGGACCUCAUGGAAACAUGGAAAAUAUUGUAUUUGCAGUGUGUGCCAACAAGAUUGACUGUACCAAGCACCGCUGUGUAGAUGAAAGUGAAGGGCGUUUGUGGGCCGAAAGCAAAGGCUUCCUGUACUUUGAAACUUCAGCACAGACUGGAGAGGGAAUCAAUGAGAUGUUCCAGACCUUUUAUGUAUCCAUAGUUGACUUAUGUGAAAAUGGAGGGAAACGUCCUAUCACGAAUAGCAAUGCUAGUUUCACCAAAGAACAAGCAGACACCAUUCGCAGAAUUCGAAACAGUAAAGACAGUUGGGACAUGUUGGGAGUCAAACCUGGGGCCUCAAGGGAUGAAGUCAACAAAGCCUAUCGGAAGCUCGCUGUGCUGCUUCACCCCGACAAGUGCGUGGCUCCCGGUAGUGAAGAUGCCUUCAAAGCGGUGGUGAAUGCCCGGACAGCCCUCCUGAAAAACAUCAAGUAGGAAGUCAGAGAAAAAGACAAGUGCGGCCCUCAAGUAUAAACUGACUGUCCCUAGAAGUGAAAUAACCACCAUGGAUUUUUUUUUUUCUUUUUCCACAAAAAUCUUACUGCUUUUUUCUCUUGUGUGUCAUUUGUAAAUUAGAAAUUCAGGUACCUGUGACCAUUUCAGACAUUUUACAGAGCAGUGAAGAGAACCAAGCGCCACUUGUACGUAUAGUUCCUUUCCUAUUUCCAAAUAAUCCGAAUUUUGUUCCUCCUUCAUUUGUGAGCUCGGUAAUGGUAGCAUCCCUCACGCACUUGACUCAGGACAGUCCAGGAGGUUUCUGGAGGGAGGAAGGGGCACAGGAGGACCUUUUGCUUUUCUUUUCCUUUUUAAAAAGUUCAUUGGAGAAGGAGACAGCAGAAACAGAAGGAAACGAUAACAAAACCCCCAAGAGUGUGGUGGGACCUCACAAGCAAGUCACUUCUUUUACGAGUUCCUUAGUAGGAUUUGAACCAUCGAUCCAUCUGUAAUUAAUGAACUCUGGAGAGCCCUUUGGAAGUUUGUGAAUCAAGGUAAUACCGUUCCAAAUUGAGCAGUCCUUUGUGGACCUAUACUCUGUCCCCUUCUCCAGCCACCAGGGGGAGAGACAGGCUAGUUCUAGGAGAGAAAAGACAGUGGCAGCCACGAGUUCUGGAACACUGGCUGUUGCUCGUCUUGCCCCUAGAUCUGAGGCCUUUCUCCAGCCGCGGAAGCAAUGCCAGUAGCAGUAGGGAGCAUCGGGCACCCAGGAAGCAGGAGUCAGGUCCCACAACAGACGUGCUUGCAGGUCACAUGAGAGCUUAUAUACGCAUCCUGGAAGGCAAGGCCAGAAGCAAGGCCCAAGGGCACCACCAGCCUGGCUUGGACUUGUCCGAUGCCCCUCAGAGAGCCUGUGGAUGAGGCUUCUGCCUUUUCUUGUUUCUGCAUCCUUGGCCACAGGUAGGUAGGAAACGCAGGGGCACUCCUCUACCGCCUGGCCUAUUCACUUACCUACUUGAGUUCCUUCCUUUUCCUUUUCUCUUCCUUAUUUAUUUAUUUUUAAAAUAUACCACAUCUGUCAUUUUUCUCCUGAUUGUCUGGCUUUUGGCCACUGCCUCUUCCAUCCUCCCUUACGAGGCUUUACCUUACAGUCCUCCCGUACAAGCCCUGGUUGACUGGAGUCAAGUGUGGAUCCUUUGGGUGUUGGUGGAGGGAGAGAUCGUAAGGCCUGUGUGGGAAGAAUCUCUAAUUUUUGCUUGGGCUCCAUAUUUCUAAACAGUAAUAUAUUUACAGUCUAGAUUAUGAAAGCUUAUGUAAUGUAGAGAAAUCCAUUCUCUUGCCAUAGUCUCCUCCUCCUUAUCCACGGAACGGAUGAAGAUCAAGUAUGUUAGGACUGGCCCUUCCUCCAGAGCUUUCAGAACUGGUCUUGCUGUUUGACCCAUUGUAUUGUGAAUCUCGGUACAUUACUCAUCUUUUAGCUGCAACCACCCUGCACUAAUUGGGCUUUAAGGUGCAUGAAAUGUGAGUUUCAAGCAGCUAUCCCAUAUUGAUCACCAAAUAGCAUUCACCUACCCAAAAAGAAAAGCCACUUCAGUUUCAUUCCAGCCCUCUGCAGUCUUCUGGAUUCUCCUCUCCAAAGCAGCUUCCCUUUGCGUGUCUGCCCUUGGGCCGCAUUGAGCUUGUUGUCAGGAAACCAGAGCAUUGUUUUCUAGUAUAUCUUUUCAUCUUGGUAAUACUGAAAAUGCUUCUUUUUUAUGAAUUGAGUCUAAUACAUGAUUUCCUGGGGAUUUUCCUCUGGACUUGUAAUUUUAAAUAGCUUCUGGGACUAUAAAACUCCAACCAAAGUGCUUCUGAAUUUAAAUUUUACUUAAGGCCUUCAUCAUGCCUAAAGUAAUUAAAAAUGUGGGUCUAUUCUUGUAAAGGAACUAGAGUCAAAUAAACAAGGGACUGUGCAUGAUAGCAUCAGCCCAAAUUGACAUGACAGCCCACUGAGUAUGUGGCCCUGUAUGGAGCCUAUGCUAGUUUUCAUCACUGUUGCUAAAGACCAGGUUGGUCACCUCAUUCAACUACAUUGUGCAGAUGAACAGUUACAACAGAAUUUGUUAGUGCUUCCGUUCCUAUAUAACGAGUGACUUGUAGAAAUUUAUCCUGAUUUUGGUUCUUAGGUCUUAGAACUCAGUUCCUAACACCUUCAUUAUUAAUGUUAAGGAUGGCCAUGAAUUUAUGUAAAAGAAAGAAAAGAAGAAAGUUAAGCUUCAGGGUCCUGGAAUUUGUCCGAGUGCCAUAAUCCUUGAGUAGAAUAUUAAGGGAUAAUAAAGCAUGAUUUGCAAUG